UCACGGCCUGAGCAAACAAUAUUAACGCAGAACUGUCAUUACACGAGAGUGAACAGGCCCUGGUCUGUGCCUUGUUCUAUGAAGUAGGAGAAUCAAUAAUUCUAGUUCUUUUUUGUGUUAUAUUAAAGUCAAUGCUCUCAAAUAUAAAUCUAAGAACAUGAAUUCGGUCAUACAUUUAGGGGUCGAAGACAUGACCGCUACAGUAGUCAAGGUUCUCCUGUUUUUAGGAGCUCUGUUUCAAAUGGUUUGUCUGGGAGCCUGUAUUUUUGUGAAGGAAACCGCUAACGACAGUAAUUGGGCACCAAGGGAAAGUGAAGACGACAGUUCAAAUCAAAACACCCCGCAAAACACACCUCGCAGACCUUACCAUAGAGCAGGUAGAAAAGUGGAAAAAAAGAAAAGACGUUGAAUGAAGUUCUGCCCGGAAGCUGUAGUUUUGUACUGCAAAGUGCCAAUAAAAUUUGAUUUUUUAGGACAUAAAUUCCACUUUGUUGUCUCAGCCAUUUAUUCAAAAGUAAAAGUGGUAUGAAACUUUUGUGUUUAGAAAUACAUUUAACGCCUCAGAUGACACAUGGAUUUAUUUUUUCAAUACAGAUACAGUAUUAAUAUAAUAUGCAUUUAUUGGAACAGUAAGUAGUAUAGUACCUAAAAAAUAACAUUGUAGUAUUUUAGUAAAUACCCAAUAUACAUACUGUAACAUUUACAUAUAAAUUAUAAAUAUGUA
This is a messenger RNA of Dendroctonus ponderosae (mountain pine beetle), 724 nucleotides long. RefSeq names its product protein anon-73B1. Gene Ontology annotation, cellular component: membrane. NCBI's taxonomy places the organism in Eukaryota, Metazoa, Arthropoda, Insecta, Coleoptera, Curculionidae. The transcript has 2 exons. Bases 158 to 409 code for a protein of 83 amino acids. The record is from RefSeq and is a predicted model, not a curated record.